AUGCCAAACCGAGCUUCAAUAGUGCCCAACCUCGAUCUGAGCUCCUUCAAGAUGGAGUCGAAGAAAGAGAAGAUUUCAUCGCCUCUGACGCCAGGUGACCACAGUUCAGACGGUCCGACCCCCUUAACACCACGUUCGCCCAAGUCUGCAUCAAGCUCUCCACUUUUCAAAGGCGCAACAAUUCGCCCUGUCACAGAGGACACUGACAAGGCAACCAGUCCUACUAUCCCGCUUUCCCCUGGUGCAGGUCCCUCCGAGCCCACGACGCCCGGUAUCACAGCCAUUCCUCAAUAUUUCCCUUCUCCCAAAGACUCACGACAUACGCGCGAUGCCUCGAAGUCAUUCUUUGGCAACUUGAAAGCACCGAAAUCUUCACACAAGUCACAACGGUCAGAUAGCUCAGAGAACUCCGCCGAACAUCCCAAGAGCAGGGGCAGCUCCAGAGAACGGAAGUCAUCGAUGACUUCGAAACCAUAUGGAUCAACGCCUGAUCUUCCAGGGACACUUGCCCGUGCAAAUGGAACCGAAAGGACUAAUGGACUUGCAGGUCAUAAGAAUGCGCAACCAACAGUCACCAAGAAAGCCGACACAGAGCUAGAGUCUGCCGCGCCGAAGAAAAACAAACAACGAUUUGCAAACCUUUUGACCCGAUCUCGCUCCAUUCGAGUGGAUGACUCCUCCGGACCCAGACCACCGCGCCGACGCCCAUCUACUGGACUGGCCAAACUCGAAGAGUUCAGUCAAACCGCAACAACGGCCGCGAAUCCACCCCGAUGUGAGACUGCAAGACCAGAACGCGCCGUGCGGGGAGGCUUGCAACCCCCCGAACGCCAAGCUGACGCUAUAUCUUUACGAAAAGAGCGCAGUCACGGUAAUAUCGUUGCAUCGGGCUCGCUGAGUCAGGUUUCUGGCGCCUCGUCUACCAUCUUCAGCAAUCUAAAGUCCUCAGGAAGCAGUACUGCAGAUCGCAUUGGCAAGGCUGGGAAAGGAUUCUUUGGCAAGAUCACUCGCAGCGGCAGCACCAACGAGAGAGAGAUGAUCACCGACGACUCGUACACAUGCUCGGUGAUCAACCUCCCACUCAUCGAGCAGGCGAGAAAGACCCGCAUUGCGAAGAAGCUCGAAGACUGCCGAGACAAGACAGAAUUCUGGAUGCCUGCCUUACCGUAUCGCUCGAUUGAUUAUCUAAACUUCAAGGGCUGUGAGGAAGAGGGCCUUUAUCGUGUUCCCGGCAGCGGCAGGGAGGUCAAGCACUGGCAACGACGAUUUGACACAGAACUCGACAUCGAUCUCUUCGAAGUGCCUGAUCUUUACGAUAUUAAUACGAUUGGGUCUCUCUUCAAGGCUUGGCUUCGUGAGCUUCCCGAUGAGCUUUUCCCCAAGUCAACGCAAACGAUGAUUGCUAUGAAAUGCGAAGGUGCCACGACCGCUCCACAGCUACUCAAAGACGAGCUCUCCAAAUUACCGCCAUACCAUUACUACCUCCUCUUCGCUAUCACCUGCCACCUCAACCUCCUUCACUCAUACGUGGACCAGAACAAAAUGGACUACCGUAACUUGUGUAUCUGCUUCCAGCCCUGCAUGAAAAUCGACGCCUUCUGCUUCCAGUUCUUGGUCUGUGACUGGAAGAACUGCUGGCAGGGAUGCUGGACCGAGAAGGAAUACCUUGAGAUUGAGAAAAAGAUGGACGAGCGCGACCUGCGGGUCUCAGUGGAGGAGGCCGCCAAAAAGGAACAUGCCUCUCUCAGCCAUGAACGCGCUAUCUCGUCUUCCAGCAGCAGCGCUGGAGAAGAACCCAGCCAGCCUACUCGUGAGUCUUCGCGUGAGCCACCUCGCCCGACAACAUCACCACGCCCAGCGACAGCUCGCCCAGCAACCGCCCGCACCCGAAAGGCCCCGCCGAAGAACAUCGAGACCGCACAUUCCCGAAGCAUCUCUCAACUUCCCGAGCUAGGCCCGCCGCUCUCUCCUAUCAAAAUCUAA
This is a messenger RNA of Penicillium coprophilum, 1983 nucleotides long. RefSeq lists its product as uncharacterized. Gene Ontology annotation, biological process: signal transduction; regulation of GTPase activity. Lineage: Eukaryota; Fungi; Ascomycota; Eurotiomycetes; Eurotiales; Aspergillaceae. The transcript has 2 exons. The record is from RefSeq and is a predicted model, not a curated record. Gene Ontology annotation, cellular component: cytoplasm. Bases 1 to 1983 code for a protein of 660 amino acids.